Lachancea sp. 'fantastica' is the source of this 1704-nucleotide messenger RNA. The record is from the annotation of a GenBank genome assembly. NCBI's taxonomy places the organism in Eukaryota, Fungi, Ascomycota, Saccharomycetes, Saccharomycetales, Saccharomycetaceae.
AUGAGCACAACCACCAUCAACGUGGCAACGGUUGUGGAAAGCAUAUACGUCGAUCUUCUGUUUGCACCCAGCGAAAGCAAGCCGUUUUCCACCUCCACAGUUGUAGUUAGUACCGAUUCCGUCCUAAACCGGGCCCAGUCUUCUUCGUCUUCGCCAAAUUCGAUGUCCACUGCUACACUGUUACAGCUGAUGACUUCCACUAAUACGCUUAAGACCCCUUCCAGCCAGCUCCAACCAAGCUCCACAACCCCUGCUUUGAUCGACAAAGUCUCCGAGGGACAAAAUGCAUCAUCGGCAAUUGUCGCUCUGGCCAUAGGUCUGCCCUUGGCAAUUUUUUGCCUGGGAUUCUGUUUCAUUGUCUUCUACUUAUGGAUGCGUAAAAGAUCGUACAGCAGGUAUUCAUCCACACCUACGUUUGCCAAAUCCGCAGCACCGGCACCACGGCGUGAAUCCAAAAUAUGGACCCGUCUUUUCAAUCCAGAGCCCAGCUACCAUACUGAUCCCUUUCAACAUCCUUAUGACGAGAAAUCAGGCACCAGAUCUUUUGUGUCCUUACAUGAAGGUUCUGCUACUAUCAAAUACAAGAUCACCUCGAAUCCUACGCUUCACCAUGUUCAAACUCCACAAAAAGUAGCUUUCCCCGUUAACAAAAGCUACAGCUCGAAUCAAAUUAACACAAUGCUUUAUUCUAAACCGCCCCGCAUUCAAUCUAUUGCAUCGGCAAUGCCCAAUUCGUCGUCGGACCCAGAGGCUGAACGACCAAAUCUGCUUGCUGCCGGAAGUUGGACUUAUGAAUCACCCUUAUCGAGAUGGUUUCUCACAAAGUCCACCUAUUUACAAGACCAGGUCAGACAGCCGCUAAAGUCGUCAACGGUCAAGCUGAAGCAACUGAAUAUUCUGUCCAGAGUGUCCAAAAAUCGCAUCCAAAGUUAUCUUCCAGAUGAAAAGUCUCCGAUUUUAAGUUCCGGACAUUCUCCUGUUUUCCAAGAUUCCUAUGUUAAGAGUAAGUUGGAUCCUCUUGUCCUCAGGUCAUCGUCUCUUAAUCAUUCGGGAAAGCAGGUCAGUUGUGAUCCAAAGGACAGAGAUACUAGGUAUUUGAAAUCUGGAGAGAUUUCCAAGCUGAAUCCUUAUUCACAUUCAGCUAACCCGGGAAGUGUCAUCAAACCGCAAAUCAUCGACAGGUCUGACGCCAGUCAACGAGUGUUGUUGAAACCUUUAGAGAUCCAACGAGCGCCGCCCAAGAGUGGCGAUCAUGGGAAAAGGGUAUAUGAAAAUGAUGGGAAACUAAAGCCCUUCGAUUUUGAUUUCAAACAGCACCUGGAUACUUUGGAUUUGCACAAACCCUUACCUUUGACGCCAAAGUCCAGACAGGCAUCUGAAAAUCUGAAGUCAACGCCUGACACACCUGAGGAAAUGGACGCAGACCAUUCUUCGAUUGCUUCGGAUGUGGGACUGCACGAAAUACAUCUCGUUGUUCGCAGUUAUUCGCACAAGCUGCCUGAUGAAAUAUCCAUUCGACGCCACGAUUAUGUACGCUUACUCGCAAGACACACUGAUGGAUGGUGUUUGGUUGAAAAAUGCGAGCCGGACGGUAAUCCUGGCUACGAAAAAGAAGAGCCUGAAUGCUCUAAUAUCGAUGGCAGGUUUUAUUUGAAUGAUUAUCGUGGUAUUGUGCCCGGUGUUUGUUUGAAACAAGUGACAUGA